GCCACGACCAACUUGAAUGACAAGUUUAUCGGAAUUACUUUAAAUUUGUUGUUGUUUAAUUUGAUAUUAACUUCUAGACCAAUAGUAAUGGGUGCACUGCAAGUCUGGAGUAUUGUAGUUAUACUGUAUCAAACUAUAAUUUCCGUCCUAAUCAGCUGGUGGACUCUCGACUGUCGCUUUACGCCGGAUAGCUCAGAACUUCAUGAGGUGACAUUAAUGAAACUUCUUUAUCUGUAUGACCCAGAGGCUUGUGGCAGGAUUUACUUUUACAACAUAUCGAUCCACCACGACUAUGAAUACUAUUCGACUAUCAUUUGGCCAAUUAAAAACGAUGUCGCUUCAAGUUUUCGAAGGAAAAUUCGUUUAUGGCUCAGUAUUCACGUGGUCUGGUUGUUUCUGAGUAUCGUCAACGUGACCCAUGGUCAGAGGUCCUGUGGUUUCUACGCUGUGUUACUACCAUUCACACUCACGGGCAUCACUUCUCUUUUGGUUGACUUAAUAUUCAUGAGCAUUUUCUUAAGAGAUAUCGAAGUGACUAAUACUGAAAUCGCAAUACUACAGUACAUUUCUGAACCUGGAAGCUUUUACUGGAUCAACAAACCGUUUCCCUGGAAGUAUGCACUCGAACGUGAUGAAGACACGUCCUGGAUCUCUCUUCUAUUCGCAUACAUCAGUUGCAGAGGAAUUGUUCAGUGGUUUAUUAACUUCUGGCUUGUGAAAGAUAACUACAGUGAUGGUAUUGCCGCUUACCACCGUCUCCAAAAAGAAAAAACAAGAGCGGUGUCGAAGGUUUGAAGCACAGAAUGUGCUGUGAAUGUGCAUAUAAUUUUCAAGUUUACUAAAUCUACGCAUUUCACGUCAAUAGUCAAAAUUUAAAGCGGGUUAAUCUGUGAUGCGCAAUUACUUAUAUAACAACAUUAUAUACUAAAACUUUCGAAAUGCGUUGUAUCUUCUGGUAUAAGUUUUAUAUAUAUUGCUUUUGUAGUUUUAAAGUUAUAGAAAAGUCUACUCACUAGUA
Nymphalis io (European peacock) is the source of this 1018-nucleotide messenger RNA. RefSeq lists its product as uncharacterized. Bases 88 to 795 code for a protein of 235 amino acids. NCBI's taxonomy places the organism in Eukaryota, Metazoa, Arthropoda, Insecta, Lepidoptera, Nymphalidae. The record is from RefSeq and is a predicted model, not a curated record. The transcript is spliced from 5 exons.